Messenger RNA from Serpula lacrymans var. lacrymans S7.9, 1312 nucleotides. RefSeq lists its product as uncharacterized. NCBI's taxonomy places the organism in Eukaryota, Fungi, Basidiomycota, Agaricomycetes, Boletales, Serpulaceae. The record is from RefSeq and is a predicted model, not a curated record. The coding region runs from base 247 to 1185 and encodes 312 amino acids. The transcript is spliced from 8 exons.
GUCAUUUCCCGGCUGUGAUUCUUAGAACACUAGAAAACCAUGAAGCAUUCCCAAGCUUCACUACGAAACUUAAAUCCUCGACCUCACGCACAGGCCAGUCAGCUAAAUAUAGCACACUUUCCCAAGUCAUACACACAGAAGUCCUUAUUUGCGUGUCGCGCUGCUCAACACGCCAAUCUUCCCUGAUAGCAUUCCACGAUCAAAGACAAAUCAUUGAUAGUAAUCAUUAUAAUAUCAAAGUGACAAAUGGGCGCAGCAUUAUCUUGGGCUAGAGAGGUUGUACCUCCCAAAUCUAAAUUCUCUGUCAAUAACAUACCGGAUCUGGCUGGGGAGGUAAUCAUUGUCACUGGCGCUAACACGGGAAUCGGAAAAGAGACCGCCUUGGCUCUUUUAUCACACAAUGCAAAAGUCUAUAUCGCAGCCAGAAACCAGCCUCAAUCGGAGGAAACUAUCCGUGAAUUGAAGGACAAGACAGGAAACGAGGCAAUCUUCCUCAAGCUCGAUCUCGCCAAUCUCAAAUCUGUCAAAGUGGCCGCUGAGGAGUUUCUCAGCAAAGAGACGCAGCUCCAUGUUCUCAUUAAUAACGCUGGCGUGAUGUUCCCUCCAAAGGACCUCUUAACCACGGAUGGCUACGAUCUUCAAUUUGGUACCAACGUUCUUGGCCAUCAUUACUUCACGAAACUUCUCCUCCCAACCCUAAUCUCAACAGCCCAAACCUCCCCAGACGGCAAAGCACGCGUGGUCACCGUCGCCUCAUCUGCGCAUCUCUUCGGUAGCCUCGAUUUUGCCACAUUCAAAGAUGGACCAGUUCGGAAGAAAAUGAGCCCCCAGUCAUUAUAUGGUCAAAGCAAAUACGGAAACAUUGUUUCUGCUCUAGAACUCGCAAAGCGCUAUGGUAACCAAGGCAUCGUGUCUAUUGCCUUGAACCCAGGAAACAUCCGUUCCGACCUCCAACGGUACGUACCAGAUUUUGCUCGAAAAAUAAUGAAUGCGGUACUCUUGUUUGACACCCCACAAGGCGCUCUCACGCAAUUAUAUGCGGGGACUGCACCUGAGGCCGCCGGACUCAACGGCAAGUACCUUGUCCCCUGGGCACGACCUGGGAUCCCUCGGCAGGGUACACAGGACCCGAAGCUCGGCCAGGCACUGUGGGAGUGGUUGGAAAUGCAGGUCAAAGACGUGUGAAUCACGUUGCUAUAGGACAGUUGCUGUAUUUCCUUCACUUUAUGCCAUGCAACUUUCCGAAUCCUGAACUUAAAUCUGUCAUCACUACUGUAUUUCCCCUGUUUAAACCAUUCGUUCGAUGCUACUU